Molecule: messenger RNA, 1594 nt
Organism: Ochlerotatus camptorhynchus
Lineage: Eukaryota; Metazoa; Arthropoda; Insecta; Diptera; Culicidae
Gene: Mocs1
Product: Molybdenum cofactor synthesis 1
Exons: 3
Coding region: 36-1439 (467 amino acids)
Biological process (GO): Mo-molybdopterin cofactor biosynthetic process
Molecular function (GO): GTP 3',8'-cyclase activity; metal ion binding; cyclic pyranopterin monophosphate synthase activity
Source: RefSeq, a predicted model, not a curated record
AAAUCGACCAAAAUAUUUAAUAUCAGCGUGACAAAAUGUUACGAAUAACGCAAACUACACUCGGUGCCGUUCGGAAGUGCAACCAUUGGGCGGAGUGUGGAGAACUGCUUUUGCGUGCUGGUGUCGGAGGAAAUCCCACCGGCUGGAAGUCGGCUGCUAUCAGUGCGAAUGGCAUUGGCAACAGCAGGAGUCAGUCAUCGAUGACGUCGGGCGAAUCGUCUGAUAACAAGCGCCAGAUCUCAUCGAGCAGCGGUACGACUAACAACAGCAAGCCCGAAGAUACCUCCAACACAUCUAGCUCACCCCUGACCGACAAGUUUGGCCGAUUUCACAGUUAUCUGCGAAUAUCGCUCACGGAAAGGUGCAAUCUACGCUGCAAGUACUGUAUGCCCGCAGAAGGGGUACAGCUAACGCACAAGGACAACCUACUCUCAAAGGACGAGGUGCUCCGACUGGCCAGUCUCUUCGUCGAAGAAGGCGUACGGAAAAUCCGACUGACCGGUGGUGAACCCACGGUGCGAAAAGAUCUAACCGAAAUCGUCGAACGAUUGAAGCGCAUUCCUCUGUUGGAAAGUGUUGGCAUCACAACGAACGGCCUCAUGUUGACCCGGCAGCUAGUUGGCCUCCAGCGGGCCGGCCUCGAUGCGUUGAACAUCAGUUUGGACACUCUGAAGGCGGCCAAGUACGAACAGAUCUCCCGCCGUAAGGGAUGGGACCGAGUCAUCGCUGGAAUCGAUCUCGCCAUCCAGCUGGGCUACAAGCCGAAAGUGAAUUGCGUUUUAAUGAAAGCUUCAUCAUCAUCAUUCAUCUCAUCGGCAACCCGCCGCUCCCAUCAUCCGCUGGGAGUGCGCCACUUCUCCUCUCUGAGCCAUGUGGACGAACGUACCGGCAAGGCAACGAUGGUCGACGUGGACGACAAGGAAUCGACCAAGCGGGAAGCCAAGGCGCAAGCCACCAUCUACGUCGGUCCGCUGAUCUCCUCCCUGAUCGAAAGCAACGAACUGAAGAAGGGUGACGUUCUCUCGAUUGCCCAGAUGGCGGGAAUCGUGGCGGCCAAAAAGACCUCCGAGCUGGUUCCCCUGUGUCACAAUAUUCCACUAUCCUCCAUCAAAGUGGAAGCGAGUCUGAAUGCUUGCACGCACGAGGUGAACAUUCUGACCAAGGUAAAAUGCGACGGAAAGACCGGAGUCGAGAUGGAAGCCCUUACCGCGGCCUCGAUCGCCGCACUGACGGUGUACGAUAUGUGCAAAUCUGUUUCCCACGAAAUUUUAAUCAAGAACAUCAUGCUGGUGGAGAAGACAGGCGGCAAGAGCGACUACUACAAGCUGGCCAAUAAGCCCAAGGUGGAGAUUAAGCACGACGAACUUCCCAUCGUCGUCAAGCGAUACAAGACUGACCCUAUCACGAGCCAAGAGGACUUUGUUCCGACCCAUAUCUGAGAAUACUUUCUUUUUGACCGAUUUCAGACUAUGUGCCUUUUAAUUCAAAUGAUACUUCUCAUUUAUUUCGGUUUAGUUUCUGUUUGAAUGAAUUUACUUAUAUAAUCAUACGAUCUUAGCACAGAUAUAAAAUCCAGAUAGUUACUAAGUUCAGU